AAAAAAACUUCCAAUCUCCUGCCUACAAAUUUCUCUGUGUUCAUCUAAUAUCGAAAUUUUUUUUGCUUGUUUGUUUGUUUCAAGAAAAUGCAAGAAAUCAAUGAUUUUUAUCGUUACUCCAUGACCAUUGAUAAUUACAAAAUUUCCACCAAUGAUUUUACGCGUGAUAUACUUGUCACCGUAUUUGAUAAACAAAAUUGUUUUCGUAUAGAAAGAGGUAAAAAACAUAGGUAUAAUGGCAAUGCUAUAUCACGAUAUAUGACAAAAGUGAAACUUGUGCUGGAUAAUGAAGAAAAGACUGAUAGAAUCGCACGAGAAUGGUCCCUUUAUCAUCAAAAUGCUAAUUUUUUUAGCAUACAUUCUAAUGAUGAUAAUCUUCAUGUCCAUUAUGAACGUCCAUGGAUCGGUUCGUUCGAAUGGACGGACAAUUGUGGAGAAAAUUUACAAAUUGUCAUGUCUAUUAAAUGGCAUUUAUCAUCUUUUCAAUUUUGUCGUUUUAAUGAUCCAAAGAAUGAUGAUGAUAAGAUAUCAUCCAGAAAUUUGAAAUGUCGACCAUUGGAAUGUACCCACACAUAUCAUCGUACAUUGCAUAUUAUCUUUGAAACAUAUUAUUUCGGCGCAUGUGGAUCAUUGUCAUUAAUUGAUCGAUGUUCAGCUGAUAUUCUAAUUCUUUAUUUUAAUUCAUCGGUAAUUUAUGAUUUAAAACGUGGUUUUUUUGACCCAUUUUGUCAAAAAAAUCAACUGUACAAAUUCAAAACAUUUGAUUCCAAUUUUUGCCAAUACAAUUAUGAUGGUACAAGUAAAUUAUCAUCAAUGUUGGCAUUAUAUUCAUCAACAAAAUUAGAAAAAAUCCCACAAAGCCAUAAUGCUUUUGAUUUUAAUGAAAAUCAUUACGCCGAUAGCGUCAAUAUGAUAAACGCUCAAUUCACUACACGAAUUAUAACCGGUGUUGAAUCACGCCGAUGUUUGAAUUCAAAAGAUACAAUUAUUGCCGAUUACGUACACACGCCGAAUGAGGGUAUUGAAUUGGAAUUUGAAACAGUUUUUCUACAAUAUCAGGAAAUAAUUGAAAUUGUCAUUGAAAUUGAAAUUUGUGAUAAACAAUUUAAUCGAAUGAAUAUUAAAAAUGAUGUUUACAAAUAUUUGGCUACACAUCCAGAAGAACGUUCGAAAUUUUUACAAAUUUUACCCAAUAGAACCAGAUUCAAUGAUCAACUCAUUGAUUAUACACAAAUGAAUUGUGAUCCAUUUGUUGUGUCAUUAUUAUAUGUUCCUAGUGGUAAAAUUAUGAAUUCAAAUAAUAUGGAAAAAAUUUAUGCCACAAUUGGAUUCACUUGUACAAAAGCUGAUUUACGACGAAUAUUCGAUAAUGCAAGAAAUGGACGUUAUAAUUUUAAUUAUCAUAAUAAUAAUAAUAAUACUGUAUCGUCUAUUGAAUUUAAAAACGAAAAACAACAACCAUUAGAGUUGACUAUUCAUGUCACUUAUAAAUCAUUUCAAUUUGGUUCCAUAUUAAGCGAACAAUUUAAGAAGAUAGCAAAACAUGAAUCCGGUUUUUUAUUAUUCGAUGCUAUAAUCGAGGAUCGUCUUUUUGUUCAUGCAUCAAAUGUAUUGCCACUGGAAUCGAAAAAAUCACAAUCCAUAAAUCAUCACCAGAAUGAUAAUACUGAUCAACUAAAAGUAUUUAAAACUGAUUUGAUUUUUCAUGUAAAAAAUAAAAUAGAACAUCAUUUAAUGUUGGAUGGCGUGCGGAUUAAAUUGGAAAAUUCAAAUCAAUUUAUUGUAAAACAAAAAAAUCAUCUAUUUCGAUUAGAUAUUGGUACCAAUUAUACUUGUAAAAAAAAUCCAAAUUCCGAUAUUCUUCAAUUUACACAUUAUCCAAAUUUUAAAUUAAUUAGAAAUUGUGUUAAAAAAUCCAAGAUUGAAAAUGAUGAAUCAUUAAUUGUUAAAUCAAAUUGUCCACUUGAAAAGGAAUCAUCAUUCGAACAGCAGCAGGAGGAUCAAUAUCAUUCAUACUCAAAUCAUAUCAAUAAUCAUGAUGAUGAUGAUGAUGAUGAUACUGAUAAUGAUGAUUAUGAUCAACAACAAUUAUUGAUGAAUGAUUCGAAUACAGUUUCUUCAACAACAAUUGAAACACCACCGAUUACUACAACGAAAAUAAUGAAAAAAGUUUUGACAUCAAAUAAUUGUAUACAACAACAACAACAACAACAUGGUGGUGGACAUACGGUUGAUGGAAAUCAAUUAAAUUUAAACAUCGGUAAAAAAAGGGCAAGAAAAUUACGAAUUGAUAAACCUAAUUCAUUAAUCACACUCAAACAAUAUCCAUGUGGAAUAGUGGAUGAUAACAAAUCAGAAGAACUAUCUAAUGAUCGGCCAAAUACUCAAUUGAUUGAUACCAACAGUAUUGGACAAAAACGAAGAAGACAAAGAAGUUCAUCAUUAUCAUCAUCACCAUCUAUUACUGAACGUGAAGAUUCUGAUGAUUGAUCUGACACACUACUACUGUGUAUAUUACGAUAAAUUAUGAUUUCAUUUUCUUGUUGACUUUUCUUUUUUUUUAUAGUUUACACACACACACACACACACACACACACAAAAACAUUUUGAUGUUUGUUCCGUUUCAAUGUUUGUGAUAUUUGACAAUGUGUUCAGCAUUCUAUUAAUGCCAUUUUAUUUAGUUUUUUUUCUUAAUUUAAAAAAUGUGUUUUUGUCAUCAAAAAAAAUAAAUUGAUUGUCAGU
Dermatophagoides farinae (American house dust mite) is the source of this 2742-nucleotide messenger RNA. RefSeq lists its product as uncharacterized. The record is from RefSeq and is a predicted model, not a curated record. NCBI's taxonomy places the organism in Eukaryota, Metazoa, Arthropoda, Arachnida, Sarcoptiformes, Pyroglyphidae.